Mercenaria mercenaria is the source of this 1978-nucleotide messenger RNA. RefSeq names its product cerebellin-2-like. The transcript has 2 exons. The record is from RefSeq and is a predicted model, not a curated record. NCBI's taxonomy places the organism in Eukaryota, Metazoa, Mollusca, Bivalvia, Venerida, Veneridae. Gene Ontology annotation, molecular function: protein binding. The coding region runs from base 35 to 781 and encodes 248 amino acids.
ACUUCAGUUAUUGUCAUAGCAGGCGUUUAAUAUCAUGAAUACGAAAGGAAAGAUACUUAUUAUUUGCGUUAUUGUUUUGAUAUGUGUAAUGGAUUCGAUGGCAAGUCCAUUAAACAGUAUAAACUCGAACAAGGAUGUUUUAAAAUUUAACAUGAUGGCGGAAACGUACACACAUGAAGUAGCUGCACUGAAAAGAGAAGUGGUCUCUUUGCAAGAAAGAGUGACAGUACUCGAGACGAAUCUUGUAAAUUCUGGGAAUGGAUUAACAAGAAUGGACAGGAUGGAAGACACUAACAACAACAAGCAUGCAUUAACAAAGCGAGCAGCUGUUAGAAGACGAAUUCGAAGACCCGAGGUAGCAUUUCAAGCGUCUUUAACAAAAGAGUCGGCGACAUUUAAGCUAUACGAUACAAUUAUCUUCAACAGCGUGAUAACGAACAUUGGUCGUGCAUACAACAAACAUACGGGCAUCUUCACUGCACCUGUAUCCGGAACUUACACCUUUAACACAAAUAUCGUGUCAGAGAAAGGACAUUAUGUCGAAGCAAGUAUUAAAGUUAAUGACCUGGUGACUGUUUCAGCAAUAAGUGAUCAUAGAAUCUCUCGAGAUGGAGAAUAUUUUACUAUGUGGGACCAGGGAAAUGCUGUGGCAAUUUUAAGUCUGAAUCGAGGGGACAAGGUUGCAGUAUCUGUGCAAUGGCCACAAGGAAGCCAUGUCAUACAUGGUGUCGGAAAAUCUAGUUUCUCAGGAUAUCUUGUGAGAUCACAUGAACAUCGCUGAUACAACGUAUUUGCUUGAGUCAACUUAAGUUACUUUGAUAAAGUACAAAAUGCAAAAAUCUGCCAUUUUUCAUAAUGUAAGAUCAUAACAUCCGAGCUCUUUUCAUCCAGACAAAAUCGAUUUUCACAUAUUACAUUAGUACUAAUCGACCACCGGUGUGAUAGUGGAGCAUAUGGUGAAAGGUUAAUACGGAAUAAAGUUUCGUUCGACCUUUAUUGGUCACAUAGAAAAUAUAAGCAAAUAUGGGCUUUGCUGAUGGUAAUUUGACAAAUAUUUGUAUGAAUUAAACCGGUGAGUCCGUACUACAUUAGGACAAUGAUAAAUUAAUGAAAUACAUUGAACUAGACAAAUUCUUAUUAAUGAAAUACAUUGAACUAGACGAAAUACAUUGAACUAGACAAAUUCUUAUUAAUGAAAUACAUUGAACUAGACAAAUUCUUAUUAGAGCUUUCUUUUUGUUGUGUUAAUUUGACAAAUAAUUUUUGUUGUUGUAAUUUGACCAAUAUUUGUAUGAAUUAAACCAGUGAGCCUGUACUACUUUAGGACAAUGAUAAGUUAGUGAAAUACAUUGAACUAGACAAUUAAUUAUUAGUGUUGUUGUGUUGUGUUGUGUUUUAUUAGAUCUAUCAGCUUGUUUACUAUUUUAUCCUUUUUAUUUGCUAUAUUUAUUGAUUACUACUACAUUUGCAUUUAUUUUGUAUAUUUUGUGUUUUGCUAACCAAUAAGAUCUAUAUAUUUUCUAUGUAUAAUUCUUUUCAAACAAAAUUUACAAUCCGGUACUGUUCGUAAAAUACGGGACAAUAAACAGAUGAUAGAUUGACUCCCGGCCCUGUUUGUUUUGUCAUACCUUAUCAGUGAAAGUAACUCCAGCAGGUUGUUUCUAUAAUAUAUUGACAUUUUUAUUGCCCUUCACUCCCAAGAUAAUAUUAUAUAGUUUAGCCAUCAGAUAAAAAUAUGCUAUUUUAGAGGACUAAAAUUUAGUUUAUAAAAAUAACCAUGCAGCCAAGGAUCCGGGCUAAAAAGAUGAUAAAAAAGCAAAAAUAUAUAUGUUUAGCUUUGAAAGAAAUAACCGUUGCACUUCUGCUAUUUGUUUUUUUCGUUUAACACACUGACAAAAGUUUCUUUGAUCUUGGACCUUAUGUAAGAUUUAACAUGGAAAAGACAAGGAAACGAUUGCAAUAAAAUCCUUUGUAUCUA